GCCGUUGGAAAAAACUAGCACAGCGCAGAAAGUCGAAGGUGGGCACGCGAGCCAUCAGCCACUUCUAGCUUCCGAGUCUGUUCACAUGUUCUUCUAAAAGCCUGCGGUUGUCGCCCAUGUAUCUUCUCUUCACACCUACUGUCACCGUCUCUGUAUAGACUAAUAGAUGCAAAUUGCAAUCUCUUUCGCCGUCUCCUUCUCUUCUGUAGACACUCAUCAAACUGGCAUCGUUGACGUGGCGUCAUGAUAUCGUCGUUGAAUCCAGUCCCCACGCUCCCCGAGCCAUUGGGGCCGCAUAAAGUCGGAACGACAGAAUGGGAAAUCCCAAUCUCAGAGAUCUCUUCGCCUUCCCUAUCGCCCGACCCUCAAAUCUCGACCAUCAAGUUCCGAAUCUUCUAUCCGACCACCUCAGAAGUAUCCUCCAAGGGCUUUGUCCCCUGGCUCCCGAAUCCGCAACGAGCAUGGAGUGAAGCCUACGCCUCCUUCUUGGGAGCGAGCCCGAGACUGUCGUUCUUUUUCGCACGCUUUCCUUUCUUCCUGAACUAUACCGACCUGCCGGCCGUGGGCGACGCACCGCUUCUUCCCCGAGAACGAACGUCCCAGUAUCCGGUGGUUGUUUUCUCGCAUGGGUUGGGAGGCAAUCUCAACACCUACAGCGCAAUAUGUACAUCUCUUGCGAGUUUCGGCAUUGUAUGUGUGGCGCCAGAACAUAGGGACGGCAGUGCUCCGAUCACAUUCAUCCGCUCCGCGGACGGCACGACAACUUCGAUCGACUACCAGAAGCACCCACACACUCCCACGCACGAGGUUCUGACCUCUCGAAACGCUCAGCUACGGAUACGGUUGUGGGAGCUGGAACAAUUAUAUACUGUGUUGAAGAGUUUGAAUGCAGGAGACAAAACAUUUACAAACUACGCUGUGGAGGAUAAGCAGGACAACUCGACUGCACAGUCAAAGUCUCCAUCAUGGAAGGACAAACUCGACCUGCGACCUGGCCGGGUAACAUGGGCAGGCCACUCCUUCGGCGCCUGUACCAUGGUCCAGUUCGUCAAGUCAGUGUACUACCACCAAUCCAUGCCCUCGCUGAAAGGCACGCCGUAUGAGAACGACCUCGACUGGCGGCCGUUGUACAAGCCAUCUUCUAACAGUGAUCUCGUCGACCAAAUCACUCCAGAGUCACCGAUUGCAUUGCUUGAUCUGUGGGCCAUGCCUCUGCGAGCCGAGCAGACAAAAUGGCUUUGGGAUAAGCCACUACCAUGCUACGAUCGGAAAGCCGAGGACACCAACAAGGCCGCUCCGAACGUGGUCGCCAUUGUGACAGCCGAGUUCUACAACCACACCGAGCUGCUCAAUCGCAUGCGGGCCGCCUUAUCGCCCGACCCUGCAGCAGCGAUGGCCAAGCUGGAGGAGCAGAGUACAAGCCACCAAGACUCACAGGAAGAGCGGCAAGAACUUACUGAGACCACUGCAUUCUCCACCGCCUUAAGCAAAACAGAAACCUCCACGCCCGAUAAUAUUGACCUUGAGUCGGACUCAUCAUCAUCAACGCCAGAUUCGUCCUCUGUCCCUAGCCGGGCUUCGUCGCCUGGGCCGGUUGUCAACAGCGAGGGCUCCACACCUGCGUCUUCUACCACCUCUAUCCCAUCCACCUCCAAUAACUCUGUGACCGAUUUGUCUUCUUCCAAGACCGCUCUCGCUCUCCCCUGGUAUCCAAAGCUGUAUCUGAUCCCCUCGAGUGCCCAUCUUUCCCAAUCCGACUUCGGCCUGCUCUUCCCCCGGCUAGUCCGGUAUCUCACCAAAGCCGAGGAUCCAGAAGAAACCAUCGCCCUGAACGUGCGGGCCAUUCUGAGCAUGAUGCGCGGCUCCGGUUUGGACGUCGAGCCGUACAAGAAACAACAACAUGCCACAAAGAACACAAAAGUGAAAGCCAAGAAGACGGCUGCUACUACCGAUGUUGGUGGAGAGAAGGAUGACAAGGACGAGGAAGAUGACAUCUUGACCGAUGGAUGUACAGAAAAACGGUUCAUCCCCGUGCCACUUGUGCAUUGAUUUGAUCAGCUUGGCUUGGCUUAGCCUGGACAAUUGGAGUCGACCAUUUUCAACGCGUCUUUUUGCGGCAUGGCAUAAAAUGUGUGCUGGCACACUGCCAUUCGGAGCAUUGAUGACACAAACGGUUUAGAAUGAGAACAAUAAAUGGCAUGAUUACUCAGCGGCGGGUGAUGAGUCUGGUGAAGGUAGGGCGUUCUUUCGGCGCGCAUAUGUGUUGUACAUCGAGGCAAAAAGCAUCGUUAUGCCUAGGUAUGUGAGACGUGGGGAAUGAAUAUGAGUUUCAGCAGCUCCUUGAAAGCGUGUACAUAUUUUCAUUUCCUUUCUUGGGCGUCUUUCAUUUCAGAGUGAAGUGUUGCUUUUGGGGUUUAUUCUUUACGAACAGCGCUGGGCCAUGGCGCAAUAGGGACAGUCCUGCCGGCGUCGGAAUGCAGAGGGUUUUGGAUGUCAAGGCCAGGCUCUUCAUCCCUUGGUAGAAUGCAAAUUUCGGCCUUCUCAGGUCUAUAGUCUUGUUUCCACUGUAUCCAGAUCCUUUGCGAUGUUCAUACUUGACCACCCAUUAGGUGUCACAUCUAUCGUCUUGGCUAGCAACAAGAUUACUUGCCCGAGACUCUCUAGAUCAAGACAAU
Messenger RNA from Exophiala dermatitidis NIH/UT8656, 2675 nucleotides. RefSeq names its product 1-alkyl-2-acetylglycerophosphocholine esterase. The transcript has a single exon. The record is from RefSeq and is a predicted model, not a curated record. Lineage: Eukaryota; Fungi; Ascomycota; Eurotiomycetes; Chaetothyriales; Herpotrichiellaceae. Gene Ontology annotation, molecular function: 1-alkyl-2-acetylglycerophosphocholine esterase activity. Bases 244 to 2049 code for a protein of 601 amino acids.